Molecule: messenger RNA, 2924 nt
Organism: Hylaeus volcanicus
Lineage: Eukaryota; Metazoa; Arthropoda; Insecta; Hymenoptera; Colletidae
Product: protein SERAC1
Exons: 15
Coding region: 728-2875 (715 amino acids)
Source: RefSeq, a predicted model, not a curated record
AGCAACCUCCACGUGGUGAGACCUGGACACCCGAUAUUAUUUGAAGUAUGUAAUUGCUAAUUGCAUCUCCAGUAAUGGUCAGAUGAUAUUAUCAAUUGCAUACAAACUAAUAUCAGCUAAUGGCUGUAAGAUUUCUCGUUUAUAAAUAAAUGAAAAUAUGAAGACUUAGAAUCAGAAUUAACGCAUAUUACUGUAAUUAUUAUCAUAAAAGUCUAAAAUAUAUAAAACAUAAUGAACAGUUUGUCAUAUAAAAAUCCUAUACGUUUCUAUUCUUAAAUAUAUUUUUAUUUUGAAUCAUAUUUAUAUUAUUCAGAAUCUAAACCAGGAAGAGUGUAGACGCAGUUCAAAAGAUUUUCGUCGUUUCAAAAAAUAUAAUUUUUGAAAUGACAGAAAUCAUUCAAACUGUGUCUGCUCUUUCUCUGAUAUACUUUCUUUAAAGUCAUUUAAAUGCAAUGAAGGACUAGAGCCACCUACCAUUCUCUGAAGAACUACAUAUAAAUGUCAAUUCAAGGUUUACAUCUGAGCUUUGAUCUCCUGCUUAUUUUCUAUUGGAUCCAGGUAAAAGUGCUCUGUGGUUAAAACAUUUUAAAGGCCGCAAAUGAUACAGUUACAGAUAAAACAUACAUUUACCUUGACAUAAAUAUAUUUUGAAAUAUUCUUCAAGGAAUCAAUCUUAUGCAAAUAUACUUUCCUUUUGUAACAAAACAGAAUUUUUUCAUCUUGGAUAAUGAGAAUGUUUGCCUACAAAAAAUAUAUAUAUUAUUUGAAAUCAACUGGAAUAUGUAUUGUUGUGAUGGGAGGUUGUUGGUUUAUGUACCAGUUACGACAAACAUCAAAAAUUUUACGUUCUGGAAUACCUCCUAACGUCUUGAAUUUAGAACAAUCCCAUGCACAAUAUAUUUAUAUUGAUAAUCCCAGAUAUAAAGAUGUAUUCAUGUUCAGAACAAAUAAUUUACAAUCAUCUAUAGUAGAGCAAUCGUCUUCUUUCAGUCAUACUAUAAUGAAAUGGUGGAAAUCAGUAAAUCGUCAUGUGGCAUACAAAUUAUUAUAUAUGGCACAACAUGGUGAUAAAAUAGAACAUCUGAAAUCUAUCUACAUGCUAAAUUCCUUAAAAUAUUUAAAAGAUUGGCAUUAUAGGCACAUUGCUCAAAUGUUAGAUGCAAGAACAGCAGUGUCCUUAGCAAGAAUGCCAAAUGUUGAUUUAAGGUAUUUUUUAAGGCCACCAUAUCAUCACAUAGAGCAUAAAUUAUAUGAUGUAAUAGAAAAAAUACAUAUUUUGCUGCUCUAUUUGAAUAAAUUAUCUGAAAAUACACAUCCCUGUUUGAUCCAGUUUCUUAAUAAAAAAUUUAGAGAUUCGCAUCGUGAUGGUUUGAUAUUUGAUCACGAUCUAACAAGCAUAGGAUUGGCUACUGCUCCAGCCAUAAUAUGGGAUGAAGAUUUAUUGCAGAGUUGUGUUCAAACAUUAUGUCAUCAUUCUUCUCUUGAUCAGUAUAGUAAAGAUAUUGUAGAUGCUGGAGGUCUCCCAAUACUAAUGAUGAUAAAGAAAAUUUUUAAAGAUAAUAUAAACAUGUGUAUAUUACUUGCAAAAAUAAUUUCUAAUAUUUCGCUUCAUUCAGAGUAUUUACAAGAGAUAUUUCAAGCAGGAUGGAUUGGCACAUUAGUAGAGUGGUCUCUCAGUUCUGACAUAAGAUUAUCAGCACCUGCAAGUCGUGCAUUAGCAAAUUUAGAUAUGGACGAAAAUGAACGUAUUAGAUAUCCAAGGCGUAUUUAUCUUCUCCACCCUCUACAUAAAACUAAAACAAAUACAAAGUUAGACGUUGUUUUUCUACAUGGACUUCUUGGUGGUGUAUUUAUAACAUGGAGGCAGAGAGAUGAAGAUAUAUCUGGAAAUGGGGUUGUAGAUCCUUAUACAAUCGACAAUAAAAAUGAUAUUGUUUCGACCAUGAUAGGCGAGCAUCCACAGGAGUUUCUGAAAGAUUUAGCUUAUGACUUGAAGAAGCGUGAAUGGGAUAGAUUAGGACAUGAUUUUGAAAUAAUCUUAGAUGAUUGUCCUCAAAAUACUAAUCAAAUAGCAUGUGGACCAUAUUUUUGUAGCGGGAAUGAUACUUGUGUAAAGAAUAGGGAUCGCGAUAGAAAGCAUAGAACGCAGUGUUGGCCUAAAGAUUGGUUACCCGAAGAUGUACCAUCUAUUCGAGUUAUUGGAGUAAAUUAUGACACAAAUUUGUCAUUAUGGACUCCUUUGUGUCCAAUAGAAAGUAGAAUUACCACUCUAAGCGAAAGAAGUGAAGAAUAUAGCGGAAAACUAGUAACUGCAGGUAUUGGAAUGCGUCCAACAGUAUGGGUAUGUCACUCGAUGGGUGGUUUACUAGUAAAAAAAAUGCUUGUUGAUGAAUGGAAAAAUGGCGAUAAAAAUAAUAUAUGUAAAAAUACACGUAGCAUAAUAUUUUAUAGUACACCCCAUCGUGGUUCUCGGGUAGCAGUUUUAACGCAAACAACACAAAUGUUGGUGUGGCCAUCAAUGGAAGUGCAGGAACUUCGUGAAGAGUCACCCCAUUUAUUGAAGUUACACGAAGAAUUCCUGAAUAUGUUAAAGGAGUACCCCAUAGAAAUUGUUACUUUUAGUGAAACUAAACCUACGCUUCUAACUGCAUUAAAAGUUCCGUUUCAAUUCGUCACUUCUAAUUCAGCAGAUCCUAAAGUGGGCGAGUUCUAUGAAAUUGCGCAAGAUCACUUAUCAAUAUGUAAACCAGCUAACAGACAUUCCUUCCUAUAUCAAAAACUUGUGAGUGUACUGAGACGUCAUGUAACACCGCAUGAGGAAAAAAAUGUUUUUCCAAUUAUGGAAUGGCUAUCAUUGCCAGGUAAACUGUUUUGAUCAUGUACAUAUUUGUAUGUUUCUGUACAUACAUGGCUGUGAGCAUAUA